AUGGCCAUGCAGACCCCCACCUUCCCCACGCGCCUCGCAAAGGCCGUGAAGAUUGCCCGCACCCAGGACGAGGCCCGCACUCGCGUCCUCUCCGCCUACCGGCACUGGUACCGCAGCGCGCCCGAGAUCUGCGCACUGUACGCUCUCAACGUCAGCCCCAGCGCUAUCCGGCUCAAGAUCCGCGAGGACUUUGAGAAGACUCGCCGAGUCACUGAUCUCAAGGUUAUCAACGUCCUCCUCCACAAGAACUGGGUCGAGUACCAGGAGACGAUGAACUGCUGGAAGCAGGAGCCGCACCUCAUGCACUGGUUCAGGCCGCUCGAGGAGCCCGCCAAGCCCGAGACGUUCAUGGACAAGUUCCUGGCAGGGCGUGACGACCCCAAGCAGGUCGGCUCGUUCUAA
Molecule: messenger RNA, 402 nt
Organism: Cutaneotrichosporon cavernicola
Lineage: Eukaryota; Fungi; Basidiomycota; Tremellomycetes; Trichosporonales; Trichosporonaceae
Gene: NdufA6
Exons: 3
Coding region: 1-402 (133 amino acids)
Biological process (GO): response to oxidative stress
Source: RefSeq, a predicted model, not a curated record